This is a messenger RNA of Fusarium odoratissimum NRRL 54006, 939 nucleotides long. Its product is annotated as arabinogalactan endo-1,4-beta-galactosidase. The transcript has 2 exons. Gene Ontology annotation, molecular function: glucosidase activity. NCBI's taxonomy places the organism in Eukaryota, Fungi, Ascomycota, Sordariomycetes, Hypocreales, Nectriaceae. The record is from RefSeq and is a predicted model, not a curated record. Bases 1 to 939 code for a protein of 312 amino acids. Gene Ontology annotation, biological process: pectin catabolic process.
AUGUUCAAGGCUAUUUUCUUAGUCGCCCUGUCGACUAUUUUACCAUUCUCCCAGCUUGCAGCUGCAAGCACCUGCAAGGCUUCCAGAGCCAGUCCAUUGCAGUAUGUCGGAGUCGAUUGGUCCUCAGCUAUAGUUGAGGAACGGGACAAUGGUGUUGUCUACAAGGAUGCUCAGGGUGUGGUGAAGCCCCUCGAGACUAUACUUGUCGAAGCCGGUGUCAACAUGGUCCGUCAACGAGUCUUCACGGUUGACGAGAGGACUUUGUGGAAUUACGUGACGGAGGUUGCCAACACUUUCUACUCGGAGAGGCUUUGGCCUGAGACUAUCACCAUCGGCAACGAGAUCCCCAACGGAAUACUUUGGCCCACGGGCUACUUUGAGAACCCCGAGAACCUGUCCCGACUUCUUCAUACUGCAGCCCAGGCUGUUCGCCAAUCGCCCCUAGGAUCCUGUACCAAGAUCCUCAUCCACCUUGCACACGGAUAUAACCAGGAACUGCAAAACUGGUUCUACGAUCUAGUUUUGGCACCUGGCUACCUCAAGCUCGACGACUGGGAUGUCAGCGCCGUUUCUUUCUAUCCCUUCUGGGGCGAAGGUGCCACCAUGCAGAACUUAACCGACUCUCUCAACCACUUGGCAACAAAAUACAACAAGGAAGUUCAAGUUGUUGAGACUAACUGGCCGACGUCGUGUCCUAACCCAGACUACGCUUUCCCUGCAGAUCAGCUCGACAUCCCCUUUACUCCAGCAGGUCAAGCUCAGUAUCUUCGCCUUCUAGCGGAUACGCUCAAGGCGAUUCCUGCAGCUACGGGACUCAACUACUGGGAACCAGCAUGGAUUAACAACGCUGUAUUGGGCUCUUCAUGUGAAGCCAAUGUCUUGUUUGACCCUAGUGGGAAGGCCUAUGAUAGUUUGGCGGCUCUUGGUACUCUUCUGUAA